Molecule: messenger RNA, 654 nt
Organism: Cladophialophora carrionii CBS 160.54
Lineage: Eukaryota; Fungi; Ascomycota; Eurotiomycetes; Chaetothyriales; Herpotrichiellaceae
Product: methionine-R-sulfoxide reductase
Exons: 2
Coding region: 1-654 (217 amino acids)
Biological process (GO): response to oxidative stress; protein repair
Molecular function (GO): peptide-methionine (R)-S-oxide reductase activity
Source: RefSeq, a predicted model, not a curated record
AUGCGCUUUCCAUCGUUUCCCAACAUCGUGCGCACGCUCUACACGCUCAGCAACGCAACAGCCCAUCGACUCCUCCAACAACCUCUGCGGGGUACCACCACCAGCACCAGCUCGCAGGUCCACCGCGGCGUCGGCGCCACUGUCCUGCGAUCUAUGCCAUCGAUCCCAUUCUUGGGAGCUUUAUUCGGAACGAGUGCCUCGACCCCCGCGGCCGCCAAAAUGACCUACCCGGACACCCGAUCCGACGACGAGUGGAGGGCGGUGCUGAAUAAAGAACAAUUCCGCAUCCUCCGCGAAAAGGGCACCGAAGCCCCCUUCACGGGCGAGUAUGACAAGCACAUGCCCUCGCAGGGCGUGUACACGUGCGCGGCGUGCAGUGCGCCGCUCUACAAGGCCGACCACAAGUUCAAGUCCGGGUGCGGGUGGCCCGCUUACUUCGACUCCAUCCCGGGCGCGGUGACGCGGCAUACGGAUCGCAGUUUCGGCAUGGAGAGGACCGAGAUUGUGUGCUCGAAUUGUGGGGGGCAUCUGGGCCAUGUGUUCAAGGGGGAGGGGUAUCCGACGCCGACGGACGAGAGGCAUUGCGUCAAUAGUGUCAGUUUGAAGUUCCAUGAGAAGGAGAGCGAGGCGAACGGGAAUGGCGAGGCGAAAUAA